AUGAGUGUGGGAGCUGUCUCCCUGACAUCCUCAGCGACAACUGAGAGCGAUUGGGGAACAAGUGUUACUCCUGGUGGUAGCCCUGACGCAACUGUUAAAGGACUCGCGCUGGAAGAUGACAACGGUGAUUCCUUGAUAGGUCUGAAUAACACGCUUCAUGAAGAACUUGAAGAUAUAUGGGAUACUGAGACAUCAAGGUCUGAAUACCCUGCUGAUGAUACAGAUAAGGUUGGCUCAUGGUCUUGGUAUUCGAUAUCUUGGACUUGGGUCACUCUUGGAGAGCUAGUCGUCGGGGUGAUCGGGAUCAUUGGUAAUCUUCUGAUAAUCACUGUUCUUUUUCAGCGGCGCGCUAAGAGCCGAUCUACCGACACACUCAUAGGCGCACUUGCGGCGGCAGAUCUCCUGACCUCGGUUGGGCUGCUUCCUGUUCCAUAUGCCAAAGGUGUUCCGGUAUCCUGGCUCGGACGAGUCUACUGUAAAGUGGUAUGGCUUCCGAACUACAUGAUGGUGUUGACAUUGCUGUCAGGGUUUGUGCUAUCCGCCAUCUCUAUUGAGCGUUACAUCGCGGUCACUCAUCCCAUCUACUUUAACAGGAUUUUAACCAGACGGCGAGUAUCUGAGGUGGUUGUGAUUUUAUGGAUCUUAUCAAUGUUGCUUUGCAUCCCUGGUUACUUCAUAGCUGAUGUGGACAAAGCGAAGCGUCGAUGUAAUGUUGUGGAAAUUACAUAUGCGGUUGACAUGGCGUUUACUCUUUACUUUCUAACCAUUCAACUAUUCAUACCAGCCAUCAUUAUGGUUGCUACCCAAACCUUAAUAGCAGUCAAGCUCAAAGCCCAGUCGAAGCGCUUGAGAGGAUCUAAAUCACACCAUCUUGCCGCGAGCAGAGCUGUUAUUAAACUGAUGCUCAUCGUUAUCAUUGCGUACCUUGUUUGCUGGACUCCCCUUCAUUUGAUUUUCUUGCUUAAAGCAGUGCUCCGUUAUCAAAUCCAAGCGAAUUCUCAGAUUGCCAACGGCGCCAUGAUUCUAGUUGCUGUCAAUUCCAGCAUCAACCCCAUCAUCUACAGCAUCCGUUACCAGGAGUUCCGCAAUGCUGUCAAGGACUUGUUUGUAGGGGGAAAGGUCCAAAGUAAAGCGAUGUUCGAUGAUCCUGACGGAUCAUUGUCUACCAAGGAUGGGCCGGCCUAA
Molecule: messenger RNA, 1185 nt
Organism: Lytechinus pictus (painted urchin)
Lineage: Eukaryota; Metazoa; Echinodermata; Echinoidea; Temnopleuroida; Toxopneustidae
Product: kappa-type opioid receptor-like
Exons: 1
Coding region: 1-1185 (394 amino acids)
Biological process (GO): G protein-coupled receptor signaling pathway
Cellular component (GO): membrane
Molecular function (GO): G protein-coupled receptor activity
Source: RefSeq, a predicted model, not a curated record